AAGAGCUCCGAUCGGCCCUUCCGCGGGCCCGGGACCGCCGCUUCUCCUCGCGCGCCGCCGCCGCCGCCCCGGGGCGCACCAUGGCGCGCUGGCUCCGCGAGCGCCUGCUUUUCCGCAGCGCCAAGCCGGCGCCGCCGCAGCCGGAUUACGCGGCGGGCCCGGAGCAGCCCGACCUGCUCGCAGCCUACCGGCUGCAGCGGGAGCGGGACUUCGAAGACCCCUACGCGGGCGGCGCCGCCGCCGCGCCCGCCACCGGCCCCGACGGCCGCCGCUGCCGAUCGCCCCGGAGGCGCCUCAUCCGGGUGGAAGCGGCGCAGGCGCCCGAAACAGCCGCGGCCUCCGGGACCGGCGAUGGCCAGGGCCAGCGAGAAAAGAUGAUGAUUGUGGAGGACUAUGCAGAUCCGUUUGAUACCAGAGAAGAAACUAGUUGUCAAACCGGGGAGCAGGAAAGGGUGAAAAGCGAAGGCUAUAUGGAACCAUAUGAAGCUCAGAAGUUGCUGGCGGAGAUCCAGAAAACCAGCUCCAAUGAUGCCCUAGCUGCUCAAAAACCUCUGCACUUAUAUGACAUUCCCUAUGAAGCACCCGAGAACUCCAUGGACCCUAACCUCCAGCAACCCCCUGGCGUGCAGUGCCGAUACUCAUGGCUGCCGGAAGACGAUGACCGGCCACCAGAGGAAUAUGAUCAGCCCUGGGAGUGGAAAAAGGAGCGUAUCUCCAGGGUAUUUGCAGUUGAAAUUGAAGGAAUUCAGGAGCUGCCAUGGCCCCCGCCCGUUGGGCAGCUAGACAGCUCUGCGAACCACUUGGAUGCUGAGGGACCACCCACUCUUCAGAGCAUCAGUGCCAGAUGCCUGCCGGCCGAUGCUCCACCAAGCCUCCAGGAUACCAGCGCCAGCCUCCAGGACCCUGAAGCUCUGACCAGACCCCUGGAUGUCAGUAGCAAGGAAGCUGUGAAGAACCAGCCUUGCACAGAGAAGAGGGGUAGCGCAUGCUGGCUGAGCAUGGAGCACGGGUUAGCUUUCGGUGAACGCGUCAAUCCCACUUUGCCGCUGGAGAGCCAAGCGUGGUAUCAUGGGACCUUGAGCCGAGUGGGUGCUGAGGGGCUACUGCGACUUUGCAGAGAAGCCAGUUACCUGGUGCGGAACAGCGAGAGCAGCCAUGAUGCCUUCUCCCUCUCCUUGAAGAGCAGCCAAGGCUUCCUUCACAUGAAGCUCUUGCAGACUGAAGACCACAAGUUUGUCCUGGGCCAGCACAGCCCUCCGUUUGACAACGUCCCCGAGAUAAUCCACCACUACUCCAGCCACAAGCUUCCCAUCCAGGGAGCAGAGCACAUGUCCCUGCUCUAUCCAGUCACCACGCAACCCUCCAGUUGCCUUGCAGCUGAGCAGUGACUUCUUGCGGAGGACGGGUGAGCGUUCGACAAGAGCAGAACAUUUUUGGAUUGCGGUUGCUUGCAUGGAUUGGAAGAGGAGGCAUCCAAGGUGAGGCUGGAAGGCACAGGCCACCCAAGUGGACCUCGGAACUGUUCCACCAUCAGCUCUGCAUCUGCAGGGGAAACCAGGCUUUUUGCAUGUUGGGAUUCCAGGCCCUCCUCGUUGGGUGCCAGUUAACUCUCUUGACAUCUUCAGGGCAGGCCCCCCAAAAUAGGAGAAAACCAGUUCUCAGGGAGGUGGACUUGGAAUGACAAAGCUGGGUGGCACCUCGAGUGCAAAGGAGUCUAACCCCCGGCACCAUUAUUCCCAUAUGACUCCUUUGGGGCCACUUCCAGCAGGCCUAUUGGCCACAUGUUGCCUGCGCAUCGCAGAUUGAGCAUUCAUAUCAUUCAACGUCACAUGAAGCAUGGUACUGUUCUAUGGAGAUAGCUUUCCUGUUUUGACUGAGAGUUGUAAAGGGACGAGAAAUCAAGAGAGGGAGCGUGCAAAUGGGCCAACCAGCCACCAACCUCCUCUUGGUUUCACAACUCGCUGACCCCUGGCUCUCUAUUUUGACCUCUAUCUGCGGCAGCUUCAAAGCUGGUCGUUUCCUGUGAGCAGACGAAACAUGGGAUUUCCGACUGGUUGCUGUUCAAUAGGAUCUGCCUUUCCCCCAAAUGGAGUUGGCUCCAAUGUCUCUCCUGAUCCUACUUCAUCUGUCUACUUCAUCCUCUACUUCAUCUGUCAAAUCCAGGUCUCUGUCCUCAGUCAUGUGAGCAGCCAUCAUCUUCCAAAAGGCCCCAUCAGCCAGCCUCCAGGCAGAGAUUCAGUAGACUGAGAAGACAAAAAGAACGGAUGACAAGAAAGAUGGAGGAACUAGAGCUCGGUGCAAAGGCAUGCCGAAGGUCCCAGGGCUGAAUUUUGGGCAUCUCCAACUGAAAUGAUCAGAUGGGGCAAGGGACAGGGAAGUCCUGUGCUUGAGAUCCUGGAGAACCAUUACCACUUGUGGUAGACAGUGGCGUGGACCAAAAGGAAUGGCUAGUCUGACCUGGUACAAGGCAGCUUCUUAUGUCCCGACGGUGGGAGGACUUGCAUGUGUCAGAAUCCCUUGUAUAAUGAAUUUACCCAGGAUGCAUUGUGAAACCCUCAUUUGGUACUAGUCAGAUGGUCUUUUGUUUCUAGCUCCUUCAAAUAAAAAACAAAUGACAUGGCAUGCCUUGAUUGCUGCUGUCCUCUGUGCUGUCAACAGUGAACAGGGGCACUCAGAGCUUAUCUUUGCUCUCUCCCCCUGCCCCAGACUCCUCUAAUUUUUUUGUGCUUAAUUUGGUAGCCGCUGAGAAUGCCUGAAUGAUCUCUCUCAUGCACCAUGUAGUUCUUCUUGCUGAAAGCGUAGUGCUUAUUAUUUAACUUAUUCAGCAAAUUUCUGGAUUUAUGCAAAACUUCCAGAGGGGCAUAUCAUAACUAGAAAUUCUGUGAGGUCUUUAUUUUCAGCGUGUUGUUUGCUUUGCGGCCUUGUGGGUUACGUUGCUACCAACCUGCUGGACAUGUGGAUGGUGUGACUCUGGCUACACUCAUUUGGCAGCACAUCUUCACCCAGCAUCCCCGUUCCUUGGGCUUGGUAGUUCCACUGAGGCCUGCCUUCUCCUGUGCCUUUUAAAUCUACUUAGAGCCCGACAGGUGGUUGUUAUGCUUGCCCAUUGAGGGCUUCAGCACAUAUUAUGGUGCUACCAGCAAAUCACUCGCUCUCAUUGCAAACUCAGGAUUGUAUCAAAAAAAAAGGGAAGGAUAAACCGAACUCCCUGCAGAUGUUCUUUCUCUAGCUGAGUUGGCUUUCCCCAUGCCGCAUUGUUUUUCGGGACGGAAGGGUGCAAGUGACCCAUGUUCCUCUUUCCUGUGCCCCAAAACCAAAAUGGUCUUUCCUCUUGCCACUGCAGUCUCUGGGUGGGUGUUAUGUACUGAGCUGAAUCAUAGAACAAUAGGAUCCAGAAUCAGCAGUCUGAUUGGUCCGCAGGAGCCACCCAAUCCAACUCCAGGUGGAAGUGAAUCCGCAACCUGAUUGGCCUGCAGGAGCAGCCAAUCAGGCGGCUGGCAGAAGUGAAUCUGCAACCUGAUUGGCCCACAGUUGUAGCCCUGAAGUACCGUAGCCAAUCACGCAAAGCCCAUUGUGUAAAUAAUGUAUAUAAGCAGAUGGUUUUGGGAAAAGGGGAUUCUUCUUCUCUUCUUCUCCUUGAUGACUACGAGCUGAAUAAAGAGCAUGAAAUUCA
Zootoca vivipara (common lizard) is the source of this 3673-nucleotide messenger RNA. RefSeq names its product SH2 domain-containing adapter protein F. NCBI's taxonomy places the organism in Eukaryota, Metazoa, Chordata, Lepidosauria, Squamata, Lacertidae. Gene Ontology annotation, molecular function: phosphotyrosine residue binding. The record is from RefSeq and is a predicted model, not a curated record.